Anopheles funestus (African malaria mosquito) is the source of this 1603-nucleotide messenger RNA. RefSeq lists its product as uncharacterized. Gene Ontology annotation, molecular function: transmembrane monodehydroascorbate reductase activity. The transcript has 3 exons. The record is from RefSeq and is a predicted model, not a curated record. Bases 475 to 1506 code for a protein of 343 amino acids. NCBI's taxonomy places the organism in Eukaryota, Metazoa, Arthropoda, Insecta, Diptera, Culicidae.
GUUUUACACGUUCAUCCCUUCACCAAUUCACACGUAGCACACAUAAUCUUAAGCACCAACUACACGGAAGCAAUAUUCAAUCAAAGGAUAUUGCGUAACACCGCGCUUGAUAAUAAUUUAAAUUUAAAAAAGUGCAACUAAAGCUGCAUGAAAAAAGAAAUUUGUAUCGAUUACCGAGUUCGUUAAAUAGCAACCAAUCAAUUCAUAAACGUUUUGAUCAUUAAAUGGUGCGACCAAUUAAUUAUCUAUCAAUCGCUUCAAACCCGAACAAUUUUGAGCCAGUCAGUCUCCCGAAUACUUGCAAGAUAAGAAGGAAAUCAUUGUGCAAACAUAUUAUUUGCUUAAUCCAUGCUCCGUCCGAACCACUUGAGCGAUAAUGAGCUGCAAAUUGACCACGGCAACGAUGUGCGAUCAUUUCGAGGUUUAGUGUUUGGCAACGUUCACCAUUGAACAGGUAUUCUUGCAACCGAAAGCAUGGGAAAAGACGGUACACCAUCUCGGGGCACCGUUCCAUACGAUCGGUUGGUGCAGGAUGCAGGAUCAACAGCUGAUUUUUUGGAAACGCAGCAAAAUAACAACAACGACGCAGGUAUUGUGGGAAGGGGCCAAGAGAUAAGGCGAAAUCUUCCCGUGAACAGUUCCUAUCGAAACAACGCUCAUAACGUCAGCAGUAUGGGUGGGGAAGAGCCAGAAGCUAGCAGUGCGGAACACGAAGAACUUUUUGCCGACUAUCGUGACGAAGAACGGAAAGUUUCUAUCGUGGAAACACCCGCUACGAACGAAGGUAUGGAUCGUGGCAAAAGAAAUGGUAAUCGGAACGUGAACAAUCGAGCAAUCGACAGAGGCGUCACCUUCGGGCGAAAGCUACUACUCGCAAAUCUGCUGAUCAACGGGUUAAUGUUUGCCGUGGCCGGGUACAUAACUUACCACUGUUUCAACAAGGCAAUGGUACUUUUCUCCUGGCAUCCAACGUUCAUGUCUAUAGGGUAUUUGAUCCUCAUGUCCCAAGCCGUACUCACGAUGUCUGGAACGAACUAUUUCACACACCGAUGUCACCAUAGGACGAAAGUGUUCCUACACUGGGUGCUACAGGCGGUUGCCGGUAUACUGAUAACGAUCGCGUCCGUGUGUAUCUUUCUCAACAAAGUUCGGCUUGGAAAGCCCCACUUUCAGACACUGCAUGGCAUUUUCGGUCUUGUGACCGUAUGCUUCACGCUGGCAUCCAUUGGAGGCGGUGUUACGACGAAGUAUGCUUUUCAGCUGCGUCACUAUAUAAGCCCGAUUUAUAGCAAGCUGAUGCACGGCAUUGCUGGAACCGUUGCCUAUCUGCUGGGUGUAACGACGAUUUCUUUGGGCGUUUAUUCGCGCUGGUUCCAGGAGGAUAACGAGGCAAACGUGCGCCUAACGCUGGUGAUUGCGAUUGGGACGAUCGCACUGUAUGUUGUCGUCGCACCGAUCACCAAUUCGGUGCUGCGAAUCAAAACUGCUGUACGGACUAUACAUUAAGACGAUCGGUCGUCAAGCAAAAUUGGAGAUCAAAGAUUUCCUUUCAUUCAUCUAAGACAAAGCGUAUAAAACUUAUUUACAUUUUAUUCCUCUUUUA